AUGACUGAAGAAACCGAACGUUCAUACGGCGGGAUAUCGAAAGAGCUGCAGGGUGAUGAUUUACGUUAUGCCCUCGAUAUAUUAAACGCAUCGCUGGCCAAAGUGUCGGGAAUGAGCGAUAAGCCCAGCUUCCAAGUGGUUAAAGUGAAGUCCGUGACGUCACAAGUGGUCGCUGGCAUGAUCUACCGCUACAAGGUUCAACUCACCCAGGACGAUGCCAUCAAAGAGAGCUACGUGAAGAUCUGGUCACGGCCCUGGCUGCCAGAGAACGGCACCAAUAUGGAAAUCAAACAAGAAGGCGAUGACAACGUGUUCGAAAUCACUUUUUGA
Messenger RNA from Drosophila hydei, 330 nucleotides. RefSeq names its product cystatin-like protein. The transcript has 2 exons. Gene Ontology annotation, molecular function: cysteine-type endopeptidase inhibitor activity. The coding region runs from base 1 to 330 and encodes 109 amino acids. The record is from RefSeq and is a predicted model, not a curated record. Lineage: Eukaryota; Metazoa; Arthropoda; Insecta; Diptera; Drosophilidae.